AAAUUAAAACGGCCGCUCUCGCCGUCCGGUCCCUUGAUUAUUCUUCGUGUGUUUGUUGGCGACGCUUGUUGCUGGUGGCUCUGUUGCUGUCGUACCAAAUGUCCUUGCAGAUUAAUGGCACAGUGUUAGUUGACUGCAGCUGCUUAUUAAUCCUCUGUGCUAUUCAGUUAAUAUGGUGUUAGCGUCAUGGAGAGCAGUUGGCAGGGAGAGCUUCCCUAUAUAUACUACACGGGGGGUGAUCAGGAGUUCCCAGUUCGCUUCGUUGUCUUCUCGUAUGGUGGUGUGUGGUGGCUGGAGAGGGUCCAAGCAGGCGCGCCCGGGAGGCAUGCACGGCGAGAGAGGUGCCGUUGCUCCUCGGCGGGGCGCGGAGCGAGCAGCUGGGCCCGGCGGGUCCCUCGCCCACAGCUGCUACUACUCCGCGGCGCGCGCCCACUACGACGUCGCCGUCGUGGCCGCGGCGCUCACGCGCGUCGUCUGCGCUGCCGCCGACCCGAUGGCGACGCCGCCGCGCGGGGCCGAGGCGGCGGCGGCCUCGGCGAUGCCGCCGGCGCCGCGGCCCCCGCCCCUUUGCUUGCGCGCUCACCGUUUCGGCAUUUUCAUGGGUGCGCGUGAAUGCAUGUGCGGUGCUUGUCACGUCCCGUCCCGUACGUGUACGUUUCUGAGUUCGCGGUUGUCACGGCCGGGUCAUGGCAUGACGUGCGCGCGCGUGCGUGCAGGGGGAGGCGGAGGAGGCGGGGCGGAGGCGGAGCCGCCGCGGGCGCAGCGUUACAGGGGCGUGAGGCGGCGGCGGCGGGGCAAGUGGGCGGCGGAGAUCCGGGACCCGGGGAAGGCGGCGCGGGUGUGGCUCGGCACGUACACCACGCCCGAGGAGGCCGCGCGCGCCUACGACGCCGCCGCGCGCAGGCUCAAGGGCGCCAGGGCCAAGCUCAACUUCCCCUUCUCGACGGCGGCGCCGUCACGGCCCCACCGACACCACCAGGCGGUAACGGCCGCGCGCCUGCUGCCCGCCGCGUCGCCGCCGCCGCUGUCUUCCCCCGGCUUCGCCGCGGCGGCGGCCGUGGAGUUCCCCGGCCUCGGGCAGUACGCGCGCAUACUUCAGAGCAGCCACGCGGACGUGAGGACCGUCGCGUCCGUGGCGCCGCCGCCGGUGGACGGGCACGACAGUGAUGGCUUGCAUUGGCAGCAGCUGCAGCAGAUGGUGAACAAAGCGUCGCACGGUGGGAUCAUGCGGUUGGGCUGAUGCUUCACGACUUCACGUCACGUCUUCGUCGCACAUCGUCAGCGCUGCGGACGAUCGAGCAGUUUGCUUUUCAAGCUAGCGUGUGACAUCGACGUUGUGUGACGCCUGAUGAGGGAGGGUGCUUGCACCCGUGCAUCGCGUACAAUGUACGUGCACAUGUGGAAGCUCGCACCCACAUGUCCAUGUACUGUGUUUUGUACAGGGCCGUGUGACAUCGAAGGCCUGCUAAAACUGAAAGUGUUUAAUGAA
Messenger RNA from Panicum virgatum (switchgrass), 1489 nucleotides. RefSeq lists its product as uncharacterized. Bases 173 to 1240 code for a protein of 355 amino acids. Gene Ontology annotation, biological process: regulation of DNA-templated transcription; ethylene-activated signaling pathway. The transcript has a single exon. Gene Ontology annotation, molecular function: DNA binding; DNA-binding transcription factor activity. The record is from RefSeq and is a predicted model, not a curated record. NCBI's taxonomy places the organism in Eukaryota, Viridiplantae, Streptophyta, Magnoliopsida, Poales, Poaceae.